Molecule: messenger RNA, 960 nt
Organism: Alternaria conjuncta
Lineage: Eukaryota; Fungi; Ascomycota; Dothideomycetes; Pleosporales; Pleosporaceae
Exons: 3
Coding region: 1-960 (319 amino acids)
Source: RefSeq, a predicted model, not a curated record
AUGACUGAGCCCGUCGAAGUCAGAGAUUCCGCUCAGUCCAAGCCAGUGCAUCCGACGCCUGAUAACACUACUAUCUCUCCUACAUCAGGACCAGCUCGCAAAUAUCUGACCUUGGGGCCUUUGAAGAAACUCGAUCUGCCUCAUCAUCCGUCGUAUGAUAAUGUUAGUUCUGAUCAUCAUGUCACUCUAGCCCAGUUCCUCGACGAUAUUCUCAACGAGGUACAAGGAAUCAACUUUGACGAAGGGUUUGAGAAGCGUGGGACCUGGAGCCCCGACAAUGGACAUGUGAUGAUGCCGCCACUGAAUGCUACAGGGAACAGCGAUAUGGUUACAGUCCCAGUCUCGGUCGAGAAGCGUAUCAAAGACUUGAACCAAGCCAGUUGGAUGGCUAGAACCUCUACCCACAGCAACGCUCAUGUCAGAUUCUCUGAGUUGGGCGAUCUUUUGGCGAAAGAUCACAGCCGCAACGAAGCUGCAUAUACCCCGAGUGUUUUCGAUGCUGUCGAGCUAUUAAGGUGGGAUCCUGAAGAAGCGUUGAGAGCACUUCCAAUUGAUUAUGCAUCAUUUGGCGAUGUCAAGAUCAUGCAAGAGAGAAGUCGGAUGGAAACGAAAGGAUCUUCGCAACUCUACCGGUUUCCGUCGGACACAGGGUCAGGCGCAACACCUGACGCGAACCAGAAGCAGCGACAGGGGAAGAAGCUGACAGAAGGAACCUACGUCUCGUUGGAGAGGCUGAUUGGCGCAUCGAAGACACGUGUCGAUGGGGAUGCUGCGCAGCAAGCAGAGUCGCCCGAUAACGACCAUCAUCGUUGGGAUAUGAUGACGUUGAGUACGGCGGGGGGCAUGACGAAAAAGGCACCGAAGGGCAUCCAGCAGAAGGAAACGUUGGAGGCGAUCGCAAUGGAUGUGGAGUAUGUUCUAUCGUAUAUCGCGGAUCAAAGACGGAAGAGCAGGACUUGA